AUGUCGCUAGCACAGAGGUGCCGGGCAUCAGACAUUGACCGCGUUGCCGUCAUCGGCGCUGGUCCCAGUGGCCUCGCAGCCGCCAAAUAUCUCCUCGCUGAGAAGACCUUCUCAACGGUCGACGUGUUUGAGCAGCAUUCAACAGUCGGCGGCGUCUGGGCCUACACGCCCCACGCAGAGGACCGCGGCUGGUGGGUGUCUCCCGUCUAUGACUUGCUCGAGACCAACAUCACGCACACGUUGAUGAAGUACACGGAUCUGGACUUUCCGGCCGACUCGGCAUUGUUCCCUCGCCACGAGGUCGUCAAGCGUUACCUCGACGCCUACGCUGAGCCACUCGGCAAGCUGGUCCACCUGUCGACGCAGGUCGUUUCCGUGCAAAAGGUCGCAAGAGCAGGCCGCGACGUUUGGGAGGUCCAGACAUGCCGCAGCGGGUCGGACGCGCUUUCCACGGCGUAUUACGAUGCCGUCGUCAUCGCCAAUGGGCACUACAGCGAAGCCUUCACGCCGUGCAUCCCCGGGCUCGACGCCUUUAUCAAGGCGCAUCCGGGGCGCGUGUCGCACUCGAAGCAGUAUAGACGUCCGGGACAGUUUGCGGACAAAAAGGUCGUCGUCGUCGGCAACUCUGCAUCGGGCGCCGACAUUAGCGCCCAAAUCUCGACGACGGCCAAGCUUCCCAUUCUAAUCUCCGAAAAGGAGCGCCGCUCCGAGCCAGAUCCGGCGGUUCCUUGCUGGGCCAAGACGAUGCCCCAGAUUGUCGAAUUCAUCCCGGACCGUCGUUGCGUCCGCUUCGCCAACGGCGAGAUCGAAACGGACAUUGACGCCGUCGUCUUCUGCACCGGCUACGUCUACAGCUUCCCCUUCCUCAAGGGCCUCGGCUCGGCGGCGGUGGUGGGCGACGGCGGCGCGUGUGUCCACGGCCUGUACCAGCACGUCUUCUCCAUCGACGACCCGACGCUGGCCUUCCUCGGGAUCCCGCAGCGCGUCGUGCCGUUCCCCUUUGCCGAGGGCCAGGCGGCGUGGAUCUCGCGCGUCUGGGCCGGCCGACUGGGCCUGCCGCCGACGUCGGAGAUGAGGGCUUGGGAGACGGCACUGCUGCUAGCCAAGGGGAGUGCGGCGGCAGUGCAUUCCAUGGGCCCUCUCCAGGACGUCGACUACAUCAACGAUAUGCACAGGCUGAGCCUCGAGGCCGACAGAGACGCGGCCUUGGAGAAUGGAGGCGUGGGCAAGAUGCCGCCGUUUUGGGGGGAUGAAAAGAGGUGGCUGAGGGCGCAGAUGCCUCUGGCCAAGGCGGCGUCGAGGAAGUUGGGGGGCGAGAGGCAUAAGCUCCGGGAUUUGGCGGCGCUUGGCUUCGUGUAUCCUGAACAGAGCACUGGUAGCCCCCAAGCCGAGCAUGUAUUAGUAAAAUAG
Molecule: messenger RNA, 1410 nt
Organism: Cordyceps militaris CM01
Lineage: Eukaryota; Fungi; Ascomycota; Sordariomycetes; Hypocreales; Cordycipitaceae
Product: flavin dependent monooxygenase, putative
Exons: 2
Coding region: 1-1410 (469 amino acids)
Molecular function (GO): NADP binding; flavin adenine dinucleotide binding; N,N-dimethylaniline monooxygenase activity
Source: RefSeq, a predicted model, not a curated record